This is a messenger RNA of Cuscuta epithymum, 3138 nucleotides long. The record is from the annotation of a GenBank genome assembly. NCBI's taxonomy places the organism in Eukaryota, Viridiplantae, Streptophyta, Magnoliopsida, Solanales, Convolvulaceae.
GCGGUGGCUGAGGUGCUGCGAUUUUAGAGAGAGAAAGUUGAAGGAAAUCAAAAAAACAAAAAGAACAUUUAUAGAAAAGAAAAACAAGAGAGGGAAAGCUUUUCACCCUCUUCUUCCCCACUUUCAGAGAAGGAGAUGGUCGAAGAAGAGAAGGUCCUCUGAGUUUUUUUCCUGAAAAAGGGGCAGUCAAAGAACAAGAACAUUAAUUACAAAAAGUUUCGAAAAGAACACAUGAAUGUUUGUCGAUUCCUGAAUUCCCAUAAUUUCAUCCUAAUUGUUUGAUUGGGUUCCUUUUCUUUAGCUGCCUUUUGGAGCCUCGCCAUAAUUCUCUAUUCAAGUAUUGCGUUUUCUUGAAACUUUGAAUUUCAAGAACUCGGGAAAUUUUCCACAUAGGCAAAAACAAGCAGCAAAAGAAGAACAAUUCAUCUCAUUCCUUGACUGCCCCAUUCUGGUUUUGCUGGUAAAAAUUGAAUCUUGGAGAAACUUUAAUGAUUCAUCCCCUGGCUUGUUGCGCUGCUUGAACAAUAAGAGGCCCAAAUUUCAUGGCUGGUUUGGAAGCAGCUAAUGUUAUUUUUUUGUUUUAAUUUAAUGUGUUUGUGGUAGGAAAUAAGAAAUUGUAUCCACAAAUUUUUUUAUUAUUUUACCUUUCCAUCUUUGUUGUUACCAUUCUGUCCGAGUAACAACCGUUGCUCGGAGAGUUAUUUUUUUUUAUCAUAAAAAGCUUUCAAAAGCUGGCAAUUGUGUAUAGAGUCAUAGCUGUUGGCAGAGACUGUCACUGCCUCAAUCACAACUAUAUACAUUGGUCUGGCAAGCAAUGGGGGAUCGAUUGGCUGUACAUGGAACUCAUGUUUUCUAUAUCGUACUUUCGGCUCUUGUUUUCGGCACUCGAGGGCAUUGCUCUCUUAAUUCUGAAGGGAUUGCUUUGAUGAAAUUUCAAGAAAGAGUAGAUUAUGAUCCAUAUGGAGUUUUCUUAAAUUGGAGUGCUGAUGAUUGUGAUCCAUGCAUGUGGCCGGGCGUUCUUUGUCUUGAUGGUAGAGUGCAAACUUUAGAUCUCACUGGAUAUGCUCUGGAAGGAACACUCGCACCAGAAUUGGGAAAUCUUACACACAUGAAAACACUCGUGCUCUCCAAGAACCGCUUUUCUGGUGUCAUUCCUCGGGAAAUUGGACAACUCAAAAUGCUAGAAGUGCUCGACCUAAGGGAUAACAGUUUGAAUGGAAAAAUUCCAGCAGAAAUCGGUGCCUUGCAUUCACUAAGAAGCUUGUUGCUUUCUAACAAUGGGUUCCACGGAGGCAUUCCUUUGGAGAUUGGGAAGCUUAGGAUGCUGACUGAAUUGCAGCUUGACAUGAACCACACCACUGCCUUUUCUGGAGGAGCUGGCUUCAUUAAUAGAAAACUUGGGCAGUGUAUUUGGCAUUCCAGUUGGAGUUCAUUGAAGAAAAUGGAUCUCUCUCUAACACCUAUAAAAGAAAUGCUUAUGCGUUACCUCGAUCUCUUUUCUAUAUACAAUUUCGGGGAAGGCAUUUUGCAUACAACUUCUAACCACUCUGAAGACGACCAGUCAAGUUCCCCUUGUCUGAAUGUCAUGGCACGUCGAAAGUUGGUUGAACAGUCAAGUAACUUAGCUGCUGCUCCUAUUCAUGGUGAGGUUCAAUUGGAUAACAUAACUCCUCAGCCAGUCAGUAGAAGCAGUGGGUCAUUUCCUGCUUUACAGGGAAAGAAGGUGAAGUCACCACUCCCAGCAGCUCCACCUUCUCCUAAUAAAAAUAAGCACAGUAAGUCAAAUCCUAUUGUUCUUCCUGAACAACCGGGCAACCAAGAUUCUGGGGGAUCCCAAAAUACAUGGAAGUAUGUAGUGGGAAUUUCAUGUGGAGUUUUCUUGUUCAUUUUGGCUAUGGUAAUUAUUUAUAUAUGGAGAACUAGAGCAGCAAGAACCAUUGGCCCUUGGAAGACUGGAUUGAGUGGACAAUUGCAAAAAGCGUUCAUUACAGGAGUUCCAAAACUUAACCGAGCCGAGUUAGAAGCAGCAUGUGAAGAUUUUAGCAACAUCAUAUGUGCAAAUGAUGCUCUCACUUGCUAUAAGGGAACUUUAUCGAGUAAAGGAGAGAUUGCAGUUGUUUCUACUACUAUCACUUCUCUAAAAGAUUGGUCUAAGCGCGCCGAAAUGACCUUCAGGAAGAAGAUUGACACUCUUUCAAGGAUAAACCACAAGAACUUCGUAAACCUCAUAGGGUACUGUGAGGAGGAUGAACCUUUUACUAGGAUGAUGGUAUUUGAAUAUGCCCCAAAUGGAACUCUUUCUGAGCAUCUCCAUGAUAAAGAACUUGAACAUCUUGACUGGAAUGUGAGGAUGAGAAUUGUCAUGGGAAUCGCAUAUUGUCUGCAACACAUGCACAAUCUGAAUCCACCCCUGUCUCAUCCUGACAUCACUUGUAGUAACAUACUCUUGACGGAUGAUUAUGCUGCUAAGAUUGCAGAGGUUGAAUUUUGGGCAGAAUUCACUAACAAGUCAAAGGUCGGAGAUAACGAGGAGCACUCUGAUCUACCGCCACCUGCAGAACCAGAAGCCAAUAUCUACAGCUUUGGACUUGCGCUGUUGGAAAUAAUAUCAGGAAAGCUACCUUACUCCGAAGAGCAAGGCCCAAUUCUACAAUGGGCUUCAUCUUACUUGAAUGACAAGCAAAAUAUGGCGGAAUUAAUUGAUCCAACAUUGGAGUCCCACAAGGAUAACCAGCUAUUGAUUGUAUGUGAGGUAAUCCAAGAAUGCACCGAAAAAGACACAAGGAAGAGACCAACGAUCGAUGAAGUUGUUUCAAAAUUGAAGGAAGUCAUUCAUGUCUCGCCGGCCGCUGCAGGCCCGAGAUUCUCUCCCCUCUGGUGGGCGGAACUUGACAUCUUCUCUUCCGGCCACCAUGAAAAUCUACAAAUGUAACUUCAUGUAAGCUGAUGGGUUGAUUUAUGUAUAUUUGUUUUACUGAAUGUGUAUAUGUGUAAAUGUAUUAUGUAUUGGUCAUUCUUUCCAUUCCUCACUUUAAUUUUUCUCCUCCUUUUUGUUUUUACCUUUGGAUUGAAGUGUGGUCAUUUUUUGUUUCUCUUAUAAAUGUGAUUUUGAAUGGAUACAGAUAUAUACUACCUGUC